Molecule: messenger RNA, 1590 nt
Organism: Anopheles bellator
Lineage: Eukaryota; Metazoa; Arthropoda; Insecta; Diptera; Culicidae
Product: serine protease snake-like
Exons: 3
Coding region: 88-1026 (312 amino acids)
Biological process (GO): proteolysis
Molecular function (GO): serine-type endopeptidase activity
Source: RefSeq, a predicted model, not a curated record
CUAAAGCAAUCCGAUCGCAUCAUUUGUGUGGACCGACUAGGAAGCAGUCCUUAGGAAGUUUAGUCUCUUCCCUUCAAGUGAUACAAAAUGUUCCUCACGAAAGUCGGGUUGCUGCUACUGCUUGGUUUGUGUGGUAUUCAAGGUCAAAGGCUCGCAUCGCGAAUGUGUGAAACCUAUCGCCAGAUCAUAACCAGAAAACAAAGCUUGAUCCCGCUGACGAUCACACCGACACCGAUCGUGUACGAGAUAUACAAUUGCACCAACGUCGUCCAGCUGAUUGUGGGCGGUGAGCAGGCCAAGUAUGGCGAGUUUCCACACCACGCACUGCUCGGAUAUCCGCGAGAAACCGAUAGCACGCAGUACGACUUCCGGUGCGGCGGAACACUGAUCAGCGAUCGACACGUCCUGACCGCCGCUCACUGUUUCUCGGAAGGCAACCCGGCGGUGGUCCGCUUGGGCGAGUAUGACACGGCGAACGUGUCGGACGAGGAAGUCCAGUUCGGUAUCGCGGGUGUCCGGAAACAUCCACAGUACUCUAACACCCGAUCGUACCAUGAUAUCGCCUUGAUACGGCUCGAUCGCCAGGUGUGGCUGACGAAGUACGUGCGGCCGGCGUGUCUGUGGGAUUCGGAAAACCGCAACAUAACGAGAUAUGUGGCCACUGGAUUCGGCUACAACGAGACCAUUGGCAUCGAGCUGUCUACGACGAUGAUGAAGGUACAGCUGGACGAGUUCCCGGUGGAUGAUUGUGCGCGAGCGUUCGCCGGGCAAAAGCGCUUCCGGAACGGGGUGCAAGCUGGCCAAAUAUGCGUUGGAAGCAUCGUCGGUGGAAAGGAUACGUGUCAGGGUGACUCCGGGGGCCCUCUGCAGGUUUUGGCCAAUCCGAAAACCUGCAUCUAUCAUGUAGUCGGUAUCACGUCGACGGGCGGUGCCUGCGGUGUGGGCCACUCGAAGGCCAUCUACACGAAGGUAUCGUACUAUCUGGACUGGAUCGAGGAUAACGUUUGGGGUGCCAAUGUUCUGUGAAGGGCUGCGAGCGGCAUGCGCAGAAUCUAGUGAGCAUAUCCUACGGACGAUCGCUUGUGACGUGACGUAGAAUGACAAAUCAAAACUAAUUACGCUAAUAAUAAUGCUUAGAACCAUUGAAUAAUGGUUCAUGUAUUUAAUCGCAGCUGGAGUUUAAAUUUUCGGGUCCAUAAUUGAGUUCAGAUUCAAUAAGUAAAACCCAACCCCACACGCCAUUUAGUUGACUUCACAGAUGAACAAACAGGUGAACGUUGGCCAGGAGCAAAAGAUACAGCCAAGAACCAUAAGAGCAUGUACCUGAUUUGGAAGGAAGUCGAAACGUGGUGCACUUAACGUGGCCGUGAAAUAGCUUAACACAAUAAAUAUUGCAAAAACCUCCUUUCAAGGUUACUACAAAAGUAAACCUUCUGCCAAAUCAAACCUAAACAAUUCACCGUUAUCUUAUAAUUAGAUGAUGGAAAGUGUCAGAACGGUAUUUUGUUAGUGUCAUGUAUUGUGGUAAUUGUGAUAUGUAUUGUAAAAUUAUGGUUCAAAGUUUGUUGCAUUUUGUAAUAAUUUUCGCCA